AUGACUGAGUUGAAAUACCUUUUCUUGAUGGAAUGCGGAAGGCUUAGAUCAUUACCACAACUUCCACCAAAAUUAACAAAAUUAGAUGCCAACAAUUGUGUAUCAUUGGCAAGGAUAUCGAGGCCUUCAGAUGCCCUUGUGCUGGAAGGAAAGAUAUUUGGAUUUCACUUCACUAAUUGCUUCUCAUUGAAUAAGAAAGCACGCAGAGUCAUCGUGGUAUAUGCCCUAUUGAAGUUCCACUACUAUGCAAAAAGUCUAAGCGAUAAGUUUUCUAUUGUACCGCCAGGCACUUCCACUGUUUACUUCCCUGGGGAGGAAGUUCCACGCUUGUUUCAUCAUCAAACAUGGGGAUCUUCAGUGGCGAUCCAGUUACCUUUGCACUUGGGUGAUAGCACGUUCUUGGGUUUUGCUCUAUGUGCUGUUGUUACAUUUGACGACUACUUGGACGAAUGUGGUUUCCAAGUUAAAUGCGAGUAUCAUUUCAAGAAUAAGUAUGGUGAUUGCCAUAAUCUUUUCUGUUAUGUUGAAGGUUGGUAUCAUGAGAAGCAUAGAAGACUUCUGGGGUCGAAUCAUGUAUUCCUGGGGUAUGAUCCUUGUUUUGAUGCUGCUAAAGACAAUUUGUUCAGUAAAUACUGUUGCAAUGAGGCCACAAUCAAAUUCUUCCCUGAAGAUAUGGACAAUAACCCUUUACAUUGUUGCAAGGUGAUCAAAUGCGGGGUCCAUCUAGUAUAUGCUGCGGAUGAAAACUCCUACCCUUCCAGGGUUGUCCAACCAAGCUUUCUUUACUGGACUUCUUCGGCGCCACCCGCGUAUGUAAUUGAAACUUUGUUACAAGCCAUUGGGCUUGUGGUAGUAUUGGAUUGUUCGGCCUUUACAAUGGUUGACCUCAGUCUUUAUUUAUAUGAACCCCUCGAGAAGGAUCAGAAUUCGGAGGUUCGUAAUGGUCUAUUUCCAAUUGCUUUCUCGUCUACGUUCUUGGUGAUGGAAGAAAAACAAUAA
Messenger RNA from Dovyalis caffra, 999 nucleotides. NCBI's taxonomy places the organism in Eukaryota, Viridiplantae, Streptophyta, Magnoliopsida, Malpighiales, Salicaceae. The record is from the annotation of a GenBank genome assembly.